Messenger RNA from Emiliania huxleyi CCMP1516, 234 nucleotides. RefSeq lists its product as hypothetical. Gene Ontology annotation, molecular function: transcription coactivator activity. Gene Ontology annotation, cellular component: nucleus. NCBI's taxonomy places the organism in Eukaryota, Haptophyta, Isochrysidales, Noelaerhabdaceae. The annotation marks the transcript as partial. Gene Ontology annotation, biological process: regulation of DNA-templated transcription. The transcript has a single exon. The record is from RefSeq and is a predicted model, not a curated record.
GAUGCCAAAAAGGAGGAGUUCAGGAAGUACCUCGAGCGGUCCGGCGUGAUCGAUGCGCUGACCAAGGUGCUGGUCGGGCUGUACGAGGAGCCCGAGAAGCCCUCCAACGCGAUCGAGUGCGCCACGGCUUAUUCCACACGAAGAACCUCUACUUGCAGAGCCCCACCCGGUCUUCUGAUAAACGCAGUAUGGAAGAUACAAAGAGACGGAGGAGCAACGAGCGCCCUGGCGUGA